AUCAAAGCUGUAUAGGAUCCGGAAGAAGGUGAUGGAGAUGCUUCGCGACAGGAAUUACCUCGUAGGAGAUUUCGAGGUUUGUAUGUCAAAACAAGAGUUCAAGGAGACAUAUGGUGAGAACUUGAAGAGAGAAGACCUUGUCAUCAAGAAAGCCAAAAAAGACAAUCCCUCUGACCAGAUUUAUGUGUUCUUUCCUGAGAAUGAUAAGGUUGACGUCCACACCUUAAGGACUUACACCAAUCGUAUGUCCUCCGACAAUGUCUACAGAGCCAUCGUCGUUUGCCAGACCAGCCUUACUAAAGCGGCACGGGACUUCUCUGAAAUCGCCUCCAAAUUUCAUUUGGAAGUUUUUCAUGUGUUUUCGGAGGAUGAAAUAUCGAAGCUGUAUAGGAUCCGGAAGACGGUGAUGGAGAUGCUUAGGGAUAGGAAUUACCUCGUAGGAGAUUUUGAGGUUAACAUGUCGAAAGAAGAGUUCAAGGAGAAAUAUGGGGAGCACAUGAAUAGAGAAGACCUUGUCAUCAACAAGGCGAAAAAGGACAAUCCCUCUGACCAGAUUUAUGUCUUCUUCCCGGAGGAUGAGAAGGUUGGCGUCCACACCUUCAGGACUUACACCAAACGCAUGAACUCGGAGAAUGUCUACAGGGCCAUCAUCGUUUGCCAGACCAGCCUUACUAACAUGGCAUGGAACAGUAUCUCUCAGUUCGACUCCAAAUUUCAUUUGGAAGUUUUUCAGGAGGCUGAAUUGCUGGUUAAUGUAAGAUAUCACAAGCUUGUGCCAGAACAUCAGCUGCUGACUGACAAUGAGAAGAAAACCGUACUUGAGAGAUACACUGUUAAAGAAACUCAGCUGCCUAGAAUCCAGGUGAGGGAUCCUGUUGCAAGAUAUUAUGGCAUGAAGCGUGGACAAGUUGUCAAGAUAAUCCGGCCAAGUGAGACUGCAGGAAGAUAUGUUACAUACCGAUUUGUUGCAUAAGGAUUUCCCUCCCUACUGAUAUAUACCAGAGUCCAUAAGCUUGGAUAGCGAUUAUAUAGCUUCUUUUUUUUUUUUUUUUUUUUGUAGUGGGUGACAUACGACAUGGCAUGUGUUGUUAUUGAUCGUAAUGUCAGAGAUUUAUAUGGAACUUAGUUUGUCUACAGUAUAGACUAUAGACCUAAAUCAUUUUAGUAAGUUGGUAAUUUUUAGUAGAGGACAUGGCGCAUGUUUUCAUUCACAAUUUCUAAGCAUAUUGAUGCUUGAGUACAGUACAGUCUCAUGUCUAUUGAGACUAAAUUCCUUUUGAAGCAAUAUAGAUUAGUUCUAUAUGUU
This is a messenger RNA of Medicago truncatula (barrel medic), 1306 nucleotides long. RefSeq names its product DNA-directed RNA polymerases II and IV subunit 5A. Gene Ontology annotation, cellular component: RNA polymerase I complex; RNA polymerase III complex; RNA polymerase II, core complex. Gene Ontology annotation, biological process: transcription by RNA polymerase II; tRNA transcription by RNA polymerase III; transcription elongation by RNA polymerase I. The transcript is spliced from 3 exons. The coding region runs from base 32 to 973 and encodes 313 amino acids. The record is from RefSeq and is a predicted model, not a curated record. Lineage: Eukaryota; Viridiplantae; Streptophyta; Magnoliopsida; Fabales; Fabaceae. Gene Ontology annotation, molecular function: DNA binding.